This is a messenger RNA of Caenorhabditis remanei, 696 nucleotides long. RefSeq lists its product as uncharacterized. Lineage: Eukaryota; Metazoa; Nematoda; Chromadorea; Rhabditida; Rhabditidae. Bases 1 to 696 code for a protein of 231 amino acids. The record is from RefSeq and is a predicted model, not a curated record. The transcript has 4 exons.
AUGGCUGGGCAUAUUAUUAACGGAAAUUCUGCGACGAUUCCACGUGUCGGUGAUGAGGAAGAAGGCGUCGGACAGUUGGUUUUGGAUCUACAAGAGAAGGGAACGAACUUUGUGUUGUUGAAGAAGACACCACAGAUAUUGGAAUUGCAGACGAUUUUGAAGGAUAGAACCACAAAUCACUCUGAUUUCGUGUUCAACGCCGACCGUCUAAUGCGUCUCGUCAUCGAGGAGGGACUGAAUCAUCUACCAUUCACGGAGCACACGGUGACCACGCCCACCGGAUUCAGAUACGAAGGAAUACAAUUUAAUCGUGGCAAUUGUGGAGUCUCGUUGUGUCGAAGUGGAGAGGCGAUGGAGGUCUCACUGCGACAAUGUUGUCGGUGUAUUCGUAUUGGAAAGAUUUUGAUUGGUGACGAGCAGAAGGUGUUGUACGCCAGACUUCUUCCAGACAUCAAUUCGAGACGUGUCCUGUUAUUGUACCCGACGAUAGGCUCGGGAACCACCGUAUGCAAAGCGAUCGAAGUGCUCAAAGAGGCUCGUGUGCCGGAUGAGAACAUCUACCUCGUCGCUCUCUUCAUCUCACCGACCGGACUCAAAAAUAUAACCCGAAAGUAUCCAUAUAUCACUGUCGUCGCCUCCGACAUCACCUCUCUCUACCCGAAUCAUUUCUCCACUUCCUAUUUUGGAGCCGUCUAA